AUGGGGAAUGUUGGCAGCCGCCUUGACGAUGCGGGGAACUUGUUUUUCAAGGAUCAGAAUCGCUUCUCGAUCGCAUCCGUCACGAUAAGCAACCCACGACGUCGUCUUCUGACUCUAUCCCCCAACGCGUUCCCUGCGGCGAGGUUCGCAGCCAAGCGCGAUGCCGGCGACGACACUCCGAUCGAAUAUAUUCAGGACCCCGACACCCCCUCCGCUGCUCCGGUCCCAACGUUCAUGCUUCGCCUGUCGAACGACGAGGAGCUGAUCUUCAACUUUACCUUUAUCAUUCGUCAAACACAGACCGGCAAUGCUCCAAACUCUGUCAAUGGUGUCUCAACAACUAUGCCCGAGGUGGCAGACACCAGUCUCAUGGGCCUCACGUUCGCUCACGCAUCCAAUUCGAAGGAACUGGAUAAUCUGAUCACAAGAGAGUUCCAUGCGAACCCCAACCUUCAGAAUAACUCGAAUGUCCAACUAAUCGGAGAUUACUCUACUGGGGGUACCCCGUCCGUGUCAUUCGAAUGGUCAUGGAGAUGGAAGCCUCCGAAGGUAACAGAGGACAAAGGCGGCGGCUGGCGCAACAGCUGCAGCUUUUUGGAUUAUGACCAGAGAACUAACCGCCUCAACACACUUGCCCAUUUUUCCUUCUGGGUGCACAACUCCAUGCGUACCCUACCGAGUCCCCAGAUCUCAUCGCCAAACCUGGAGUUACCCGUCUUCCCGCGCUCUCGUAUUUCAUCGACUCAAUCUGUCGUAUCUCAUUAUAGCGAUGCCGAAUCCACCUACACUCCCUCCACUUUUCCGCCUGAGCCAGUAGAGAAGAGUCUCCCGCUCCCUCCCCCCCCUCCCUCCUCCUCCCCCUCCUCUGCCAUCUGUGCCCCCUCCCCCACCACCAGCUAA
This is a messenger RNA of Penicillium digitatum Pd1, 900 nucleotides long. Its product is annotated as putative ARF GTPase activator (Csx2). Gene Ontology annotation, cellular component: endosome; cytoplasm; trans-Golgi network. Gene Ontology annotation, biological process: intra-Golgi vesicle-mediated transport. Lineage: Eukaryota; Fungi; Ascomycota; Eurotiomycetes; Eurotiales; Aspergillaceae. Gene Ontology annotation, molecular function: protein binding; GTPase activator activity. The record is from RefSeq and is a predicted model, not a curated record.